Messenger RNA from Fusarium fujikuroi IMI 58289, 597 nucleotides. RefSeq lists its product as uncharacterized. The transcript is spliced from 2 exons. Lineage: Eukaryota; Fungi; Ascomycota; Sordariomycetes; Hypocreales; Nectriaceae. The coding region runs from base 1 to 597 and encodes 198 amino acids. The record is from RefSeq and is a predicted model, not a curated record.
AUGCGAUUCCCAAUCUUCACGUCCAUAGUCUUCACUCUCACAACUCACUCAGCUACCGCCUAUAGGCCAUGGAACGCCACAAUCCCCGAGUCCUUCAACGAAGAAUGUCGCAAAGUCCUCUCAACAGAAAUUGACUGCCCUUACUUCCUUCGUCGAGAGUGGGUGGAUGACGGGUAUUAUUUGAAAGGCGAAAGAGCGGAAGCAUACUGUUCAUCAUCAUGUCGCUCUUCUCUUGGGCAUUAUAGCGCUGACCUCACGGCGGCCUGCGUGAAUGAAGACAUUUGGGAAGAGAAUACAGGGCCACAAGCAGCCUUGGAUUUCAGCAUGUCAUUGUUAGCGGCACAAAUGAUUCUCUGUGUUGCUGAUGAGGAAGGGCCUUGCCUAGAAGCGUUGUAUAAGCGAGAACGGGAUCUAUGCUCGGAAUGCGGACUCAAGGUGGCAUAUUUGAGCGCCAUGUUCGAGUUUAAGAAGCCUCUAAAUAUCAGCUCCAAACAGUUCAUGUGUUUGCAGAAAAAUUGUGCAAAAGAGCCAGGUAGUUUCGUGUCCAACGAAGAUGGAAAGGCUAAGUUGACUAAAUGGUUCAACGAUCUGAUAUAA